This is a messenger RNA of Durusdinium trenchii, 2166 nucleotides long. The record is from the annotation of a GenBank genome assembly. Lineage: Eukaryota; Dinophyceae; Suessiales; Symbiodiniaceae.
AUGCCGAGCCCAGCAAUUGCAGCUGCCAACGCUUUGUGCAAGAAUCAGGAAGUAACCCAUGAAACUAUCAGCAGAGACCUUCAACCUUUCCUGGAAGAUUUUCGGUCGUAUCCUCAAUUGGGCACUGCACUCCUCAGUAAUUUGGCUGGCAGAAAGAAGCUUCGCCAUAUUCCCAUUGUCUUGGAGGCAUUAGUGACAAACCACUGUGAAGUGAACGCCUUUCAUUAUGGAGUAUCAAUCAGCGCAUUCAAGAAGGCUGAGAAGUGGCCAAAUGCCUUGUGGCUCCUGCGUCAAAUGGAACGCCAAGACAUUUCUCCGAAUACAGUCACUUAUAGUGCUUGCAUCAGCGCUAUGGAGAAAGGCAGCCAGUGGGUUCAAGGCUUGGAUCUUCUAUCAGAGAUGGAGCAAAAGAAGGUCAAGAAGAAUGUUAUCACUGUAAGCUAUGCAAUUAGUGCUUGUGCCAAAGCUGGAAAGUGGCAAGGAGCUAUUGACCUUCUGGCCGAAAUGUGCAAGGAGAAAAGCCAUCCAGACAAUGUGGUGAUGAAUGCCUGCAUCAGUGGAUGCUGCACUGAGUGGCCAGUGGCAAUGCAUUUGCUGCGGGAGAUGCAUGGCUUUCAGCUAAAGCCUGAUAUCAUCUCCUACAGUGCUACGAUUGCGGCAUUGGAAGAAGGGCGGCAAUGGGCGCUUACACUGGCCAUUUUCCAGGAGAUGCGCUCACACCAGAUACCUUUGGACAGCUUUAGCUACAAUGCUUUAAUUGGUUCCUUUUCCAGGGCGAGUGAAUGGCAACAUGCUCUUCAUGUGUUUGGGCAAAAAGCUGCCAGCGAAUUUGAGAUGGACGUUCAUGCAUGCAGUGCAGCUGUGAGUGCUUGUGAGCGAGCAGGCCAGUGGCAGCAUGUACUGAAACUCUGGCCGAGUCUCCAGGACGUUCAGGCGAAGGCCAACCAAAAGGAGAAGAACCUUUACACGUUGAGUGCUGAGGGCCCAGAGGAUUUAACGAGACACUUGAAAAGAGCGCUUGAACUGCAAUGGGCGGUGGGCUAUCCUUUUCUACCAGCUAGAGAAGAUCAGUUGACGCACGGAUUUUACAAGUAUAUUGCUGGAAUGCAAGCCAUGUGCGCCCGUGAGCUUUUGAAACUUAUACCCAAUGCUCAACACGUCAUGGAUAUGUUUUGUGGGUCUGGGACAGUGCUGGUGGAAGCACUCCGUGCUGGUAAGGACGUCGUUGGAUGCGACGUCUCCCCAUUAGCACUCCUUGUAGCCACUCAUCAUACAGAUGCACGCCACAUCGAUCUAGCUGAAUUCUUGCAAGUAGCAGAAGACCUUGCGGCCACUAUGGAAAUGCGUCAUGAAGGUUGGCACUUCCUUCUGUCUCAGAUAUCAGAGUUGCCAAAGAAUUCUUUGAGGGAUGCCUUGCACUUUGUUCUUUUGGUUGCGCUCUCGCGUGCAGGCGAUGCGACAUAUUUGCAUUCCUCUUCUAAAGGGAUUGAGCAGGUUCCUGAAGAGGGACUUUCUCCACAGAUGUUCCGUGGUAUUGCCAAGCUUUACGCAUCGCGUGUUGUGGCACUUAAGAGCUACUCAAAAUCGUCCAAUUGUCAGAUAUAUCGAUGUGACAAUCGAAUCCUCAGACUUCCAGAACUCGUUGAUGCCAUAGUCACAGGACCUCCAUAUCCUGGUGUGUAUGACUAUCAUUCACCAGCUCGGAGUUGUGCUGAUUUGCUUGGUGGAGACGUUCUUUAUCAGUUUUGCGCUCCUGCUUCAGACAUUCACGGUUCAAGGGCUCCUGUGAAUGCUGAGAUUUCUGACUCUUCUUCAAGCUACGCGCCGGAGAGAGAGAUAGGCCAAAACAGCCUGUGGAUCAAUGACUUGCAAUUUGCUGCCAAAUGGCAAGCCCAGCAGGAGGAGUGGCUGGCUUCUGCUUUCGAAAACUUAAAAGAGGGAGGUACAGCUACUUUGAUGAUUGGUGAUGGAGAUUUGAAGGUUGCAGGUGAUGGCGGCUUUGACAAUUUGCAGCCCACUGUGAAAGCUGCUGAAAAGGCAGGCUUUCACACUUUAGCAACUGCGACCAUUCGCGGGAGAAGCAAACAUCCCAGGCAGCCAAAGGGGAUGAAACGCACAGAGCACAUGGUGCAUUUGCAAAAGCCGACACCACUUCAACAGCGGUGA